Messenger RNA from Cicer arietinum (chickpea), 1332 nucleotides. RefSeq names its product transcription factor MYB87-like. The record is from RefSeq and is a predicted model, not a curated record. NCBI's taxonomy places the organism in Eukaryota, Viridiplantae, Streptophyta, Magnoliopsida, Fabales, Fabaceae.
CUCUCUCUCUCCAGGUUAUUUCUCUCUGCCCCUCCUCUCACACUUCUUUAUAUAUGAACACAUUAUUAUUAUUAUUAUCAUAAUCAUCAACUUAUAAUAAAGAUUGGCUUUACUUGAAACUCAUAACAACAAACACACAAAGAAAGGUAAAGGCAUAACAAACAUGGGAAGAGCUCCUUGCUGUGACAAAGCCAAUGUCAAAAAAGGACCAUGGUCUCCUGAAGAAGAUUCCAAACUCAAGUCUUACAUAGAACAGAAGGGUACUGGUGGAAAUUGGAUUGCUCUGCCACAGAAGAUAGGACUUAAGAGAUGUGGAAAAAGUUGUCGUCUUCGAUGGUUAAAUUAUCUUCGACCGAAUAUUAAACAUGGUGGUUUUUCAGAGGAAGAAGAUGACAUUAUAUGUAGUCUCUAUAUUAGUAUCGGAAGCAGGUGGUCAAUCAUAGCAGCACAAUUACCAGGACGAACGGAUAAUGAUAUAAAGAACUACUGGAACACAAGGUUGAAGAAAAAGCUCCUUGGAAAACAAAGGAAGGAACAACAUGCUCAAGCUCAAGCUCAAGCUCAAGCUCAAGCGCGAAGAGUUAGCAACAUGAAACAAGAAAUGAAAAGAGAAACAAAUCAUAAUUUGAUGAUAUCUUCUUGUAUGAGUACUCAAGCUCCUAAUUAUUGGACAGCUGCAGAGUAUUCUGUUCAUCAUCCCAUCCAAGUUUCAAAUUCUUCCAUCAUGAACUAUGAUCAUCUCAACAAUGAAACAUCUUUCACAAAUUUGCUUCAUCCAACAACCAUAGUGGACAUGAACAUGAACAUGAACAUGAACAUGACAAACCCUUUGUCCAUGGUGAGUGAUACAAACAAUGGUGGUAGUAAUUGUGAUCAUCCACCACAAAUAUUUGAAGGGUUUGAAAUUUUUUCAAGUGAUUUAAGUGAGUUGGUUUGUGUGAACCAACAACAAAUGGAGGCUUUUUAUGGAAUUGAUCAAUCCAAUGGUGGUAGCACAAUCACAACUUCAACAGAAAGCACUAGUUGGGGUGAUAUGAACUCUUUGGUUUAUUCACCUAAUUUGGUUUCUGAUUAUGAAGGUUCAAUUCCACAAGAUGUUGCUACUUUUGAGGAUUCUAGGUAUUUUAAAAUGCAAUAACGGUUUUGCAUAUGGGGUGGUGUAAAUUUGUAAUGGUACAAGUUUUUUGGUUGGUAAAAAACCCUAAUUAAUUACUUCACUUUUAUUCCCUCACAUAUAUAAUUUGUUGGUUUUUGUGGUUUCUUUUCAUAACAUUGUUUUGAACAUCUUUCAUUUGCUUGAUUAUUGAUAUAUAUUAUCAUAUAUUGAGUCCA